CAGCUAAGGCAGUAAGAGCAAAACUUGUUGAAGUUCUACAUCAUCGAAACUGCUCCGCCUCUAGUGUGAACAAAAUCUCAAAAUGAAAGAUCGUGUUUUGAUAGUUAUCACAGUGGUAGUACUCAGGUAAAUGGAAAACUAUUUGUGUGCAGCAGCUGUAUUUUGAAAAGCAGUCUUUUGGAUUUUAUUUGUUGGUUUUACUGCGGCUUAAUAUGUCGAACUCUUGAAGCAUUUGUAGCACGAAACUUCAGCUUGAAGAACGUCAUUUCAAGCAGGAUUCUAUCUUACCUGGCAGCUUACGCCAUUACAAAAAACUCUCCACAAUAUUUGCUUGAAGUAUGGAACAAACUAGAUGUGUGUUUCCGAGUGAAGACUAAUUGAUUCUACACAAAGGAGACCUACUAACAAACGUUCAUUUUUACUUCUGUGAAUUUUGUACUAAUUGGAAGUGAGUACCUGGGAUUUGGACAGCUAUGGCAACACUGUAUUCCAGGAAUAAGGACCUUUCAAGGAGCAGGAAAAUGCAACCAGAGACACCCCCUUGCUCACCUUCACCCACCAGCAAGACUUUCCGCCAUGAUCGACUUUCUAGGUUGGAUUCAGGAUCGUCAAGUGAGAGUUAUGGUGACCGGUUGUUGAGUCGAACCAGUUCUUACACACGUAGGGAGAACCGCCUGGCAUCUCUUAGUAAACUAGAUCAAGACGAUGGCACAAAGAAUUAUAAAAAGUUAUAUGAAGAGGCUUUGGCUGAAAAUGAGAAACUUAAAGCCAAACUGCAAGAGGCACAGCUUGAAUUCACUGAAGUAAAAACGCAGCUGGAGAAAGCCACACAGAAGCAAGAACGAAUUUCUGAUAAGUCCUCUAUGCUGGAGAUGGAAAAAAGGGAAAAAAGAGCUUUGGAAAGGAAAGUUUCUGAAAUGGAGGAAGAGCUGAAGGUUUUAACGGAGCUGAAAUCAGAUAACCAAAGGCUGAAAGAUGAGAACGGAGCUCUCAUCAGAGUAAUAAGCAAAUUAUCAAAAUGAAGAAGAAUCUGUUUGGGCAAAGAGCAGGAACAGAAAUCAACUGAGAACGAACCUGCUUUGCUCUGUAAUAGAAGCAUCACCACACAAAAGCGGUUUCUUCAGCAAAGGGGAAAGAGCUUGCACUUGCACCCUGUCUGUUCAUGGCUUUCUCCCUAUAUUAUUUUCUUUAAAGUUACAUCAGGUUGCAACUGCAAGGCUUUAAGUGAUUCAUUAAAAUGACCUUGUUUACAAGAAAUGUUGGGGCAAAAGAACGGAACUAAAAAAAAACACGCGCAAGUACAUGUUUAUUGAGGGAAAGCUUGCAGCUUUAUCACAAUCAAGCCACAUUCUGUAGUGUUUCAGAUAUGGCUUUAAGAAAUGCCUUUCACUACCACAGCUGCUCCAAGUGCUGUUAAUUGUGCACCUCUAUUUGCCUGCUGCACAUUGGGAAGGAUGCUCCUGCUGCACAGUAUUCACUCAGAGACAGCUCUGCACAGUAAUUAAAACCACUGCAGAAACUGGCUCUUGUAUUAAGAUAAAUUCCAUCAGCUAGACUGUAUGGUACAGAAAGUAUUAAUUGUACGUGCAAUAUGCUCUUAUUUUUAACGUGAUGCUCGUAUCAAGUUCAGCUGCCUUCCUUUCACUUUAUUUCCGUUACCUUCAUUUUAAGCAGUGUAUUUUAAUUCUUCCCUCAUUUAUUUUCUCUCUAAGUUUUGAAUUGGUUUGUUGUGAGUGCUUUGAAAUGGUCAAAUUGCUUUUGGUCGUGUCUUUGUGACUGUGUGAAGUUAAGUAUUUGUACUAAUGAGGGUCACAGCUCUGUGGUCGUGUUUUCCCAGGAACGGUUGUUUAAAGUUGAACCUGAUUCAGAUUAAGUGUUUAAAAGGGCUGUUUUAAAAGAUGAAUUUUAAUGUAAGGUUGUUGGUUUGCAUUUUUCUCUCAAGACACUCCACUUUUUUUUGCUUUACUUCUAUUUCACAAGAGGCUAACUUUAGGUCAUACAUUGUUAACUUUAUUAUUCUUUUGACUAUACACUGAUAAGGGAUGUAGCAAGUAAAUGUAGGCUCAGACAUCUACUGUAUUUACUCUUGAAAUUUUCACUGAUGCAUGAAUCAUAUACUGUAUUUUCAUGUAAUGCUACAGGAACUUAAAACAAAAUGGUACUUUUCUGUAGAUAACAGCUCCUUAUAAAUACAAUAGUGUUCAGGGAAGGAAACCAUCCAAAGACUUAAGAUAUAGUUAUUGAAAACUUGAUGGAAUACAGAUGUGAACAUAUUUGUACAGUGCAUUCCACCGCUAAAAUGUCUGGUACAGGCAAAGGCAAUAAGGUACUGUAAUUCAAGUAGCAUGUAUAGACCAGUGGUACAUACAUUCAAGGUUAUCAAGUUUAGCCUGUUUCUAAAUGGUCAGACCUACAUGUGGCUUAAAAUGCUUGGCCUGAUUCUUAUUUAAAGAUUAUUGUGUAACAUGGGUCUUGCAGUAGUCGCUGCUUCUGAACAGAAUACAUAUGAUCAAAAGUAAUAGUGGUCUUUUAUGCAGUUAAAACGGCUAUGUACAUAUGAAGUCAUAGGAGGGUUAAAACUAAAUGAUCAGAUUGCUGGGAAUGUACUUUAUGCAACUGUUGGUGGCCUUUUAAAAAUGUAAUGAAUUAUGCUAUUAGAUAUCUUUUAGUGUUCUCAUUUGAACAUAUCUAUCAUGUUUUGAGAAAAUGUACACAAUAUUUAAUGCUUGUAAACACAUCUGUAUUUUAUGGUUAAGUAGACCACUGAGAUCAACGUUUGAAAUGACAUUGUACAGCCAUUGUUUGUAAAUUGAAAACGACUAAACACAUCACCUUUCCAAAUGCUUAUAUUAAAUGUGAGUCUCUAUUGCUCUGAUAAUACAGUGAGUGUGUUAUGUUCUUAUGGCGCUAUCUGUUCUAAGGUUGGGAGUACUGUAUUUUACAUGAAAUUUUGUUUUGUGAAAGGGUUUUGUGCAGAUACAAGGUAAAAUUGUGUACUUAUGACUCUUUAGAAACGCCAUUCGAUUUACAUUUGGCUAAGAUAAAAUAAACUUCGGACUUAAUACAA
Callorhinchus milii (elephant shark) is the source of this 3067-nucleotide messenger RNA. RefSeq names its product protein phosphatase 1 regulatory subunit 12B. Gene Ontology annotation, cellular component: A band; Z disc; cytoplasm. NCBI's taxonomy places the organism in Eukaryota, Metazoa, Chordata, Chondrichthyes, Chimaeriformes, Callorhinchidae. Gene Ontology annotation, molecular function: enzyme inhibitor activity; phosphatase regulator activity; protein kinase binding. The transcript has 7 exons. Bases 474 to 1022 code for a protein of 182 amino acids. The record is from RefSeq and is a predicted model, not a curated record.